UUAAAACACGAUUCAAUGAGAGAGGAUUUAACAUCACAUUGUCAAAAUAGAGUACAUAUUACAUGACCUAUUCGAUAUGUUGUUCAUGCCAACCACUGGAUUUCCGCUUUAAAGAAAUCAUCCCAUUGAAUCGUCCCAUCCAACUGUAGAUAGAGCCGCCAGCACGACUGGUUCUGUUUGGAUAACAAUCUAUAACAUCCACACGUAUUAAAAAAAGCAUUUCAGUCAAGAGAAAUGCGAUGAAGAAAAUGACGAGACGAGAUCUGCGGGCCUUCAGGAAUAAAUGUACCCAAUUUCAUGAAACAAAGGUUUUUUGCAUUCUCUCGCCUCCUGGUGGCGGCUAAAGGGACGUGCGCGUGAGAGACGAGAUGGAGGACGGAAGAGGAAGGAGGGGAAGGAGGGGAAGGAGGGGAAAGGGGGAGGGCCCGGGGGCGCUCCCGCUCCCUGAAUGUCGCCUCCUGUUGCUGCCUCUCACUCGCGGCCGCGGCUCUGCCACUGUCGACCUUUCCGUCUUUGCUCCAGCCGUGGCGCGACUACUUUGUCACCCGCCACGAGCUGGCCAGACCUUAGUGGGACAGCAGCCGUGCUCCUUGAAAACGGAGGGGUGGAAACCAAAGUGAGACUGUUUCAUCGUUAUUGUUUCCAACAUUCUUCAGCAACUACAGUACAUUAGUAGUAGUGUUGUUGGUGGUCAGUUCCUGGAGAGUACGUAGUUCCAAGACAGGGCGAAACAGAUGUUUGAAGGCAUGCCGGCAGCGGAGGAAUGAGAGCAGCGAGGCACCGGCGGCCCUUCCAGCGGUUCUGCUGCUGCGGAGUCGGGCUGUUCGCCGUCUUGUGGCUCGCUCAGGUCAUCCGCGCACCAGAGACUUUACUCGGCGUGAAGGACAAUACGUUGCGAUGGACGCGCAGGCUCAUGCAGGCAUCCGACAACCAAAGUGUGGACGAACACAGAGCAGCCAUCCACGAGUUUCCAGAGGACAUCUUCACGAAGGAGCAGAGGAAGAAUGGAGCCGUCUUACUGCAUGUCCUCUGUGCCAUUUACAUGUUCUAUGCUCUGGCCAUCGUCUGUGAUGACUACUUUGUUCCUUCCCUUGAAAAAAUAUCUGAGAAUCUCCAGUUGAGUGAGGAUGUUGCCGGGGCAACAUUCAUGGCAGCAGGAAGCUCUGCUCCGGAGCUUUUCACAUCGCUCAUUGGCGUCUUCAUCACUAAAGGCGACGUCGGCGUGGGCACCAUCGUCGGCUCGGCUGUCUUCAACAUCCUGGUCAUCAUCGGCUUGAGCGGCAUCUUCGCCGGCCAGACGGUGACGCUGACGUGGUGGUCGUUGUUUCGAGACUCUUCCUACUAUAUCCUGUCUGUGCUGGCGCUCAUCGGGGUGAUCUAUGAUGCUGUGGUUGUCUGGUGGGAGUCUUUGAUCCUCAUGACCAUGUACGCGAUCUACAUUAUCAUCAUGAAGUUCAACUCCCGCCUUUUGACCACUGCGACGCGACAGUUCCGGCCCGCCAGGCCGUGUUGCGUCACCUCAGAGGAUGGCAGGGAGGACAAAAUGGCAGACGACGCCUCGGCCUGCCACACCGCCAUGGGCCUCCUCAAUAAAGCUCAAGUCCACAAUCAGGAGAGCAGCGCGGUCGUCAUGGUGGACGAACUUCUCAUCCUGAGCCCACACAAGCUCUCCUUCUCUGACGCCGGCCUACGGAUUAUGAUCACGCCGCAUUUCUCGCCUCGCACCAGGCUCUCCAUGGCUGGACGUGUGCUCAUCAGCGAGCGACAGAGGCUUAUCCGGACUUCCAAGACCCCGCGGGGCAGCGGGGCUGCUCUCGGGUCCCGAGGGGGCUCCACCACCAGCAGCCUGAAACGGACGGGCUCCUGCAGCUUGGAAAACGGAGGCGGGACGGGACAAACCGAGUCCGGAGACAAGCCGGGGGCGGACGAAGACGACGACGGCGGCGUCUUCCACCCCUUGCGCAUCCCAGCCGGCUGCACGGCCAGGGUCAAGUGGGUGGUCACGUGGCCUCUGGGUCUCCUGCUCUACUGCACGGUGCCCAACUGCGUGGUCCCGCGCUGGCAUCGCUGGUUCAUGAUCACCUUCGUGGCCUCCACGCUGUGGAUCGCCGUCUUCUCCUACCUCAUGGUGUGGAUGGUCACCAUUGUGAGCUUCACCUUAGACAUCCCAGACUACAUCAUGGGCAUAACCUUCCUGGCAGCGGGCACCAGCGUGCCCGACUGCAUGGCCAGCCUCAUCGUGGCCCGACAAGGCAUGGGUGACAUGGCCGUGUCCAACUCCAUCGGCAGCAACAUCUUUGACAUCCUGCUGGGUUUGGGUUUCCCCUGGGCUUUACGCACCCUCGUGGUGGACCACGGCUCCUCCGUGUCCAUCAACAACAAAGGCCUGGUGUAUUCUGUCGUCCUGCUGCUGGCCUCCGUCUUCCUCACUGUGACGAGCGUCCAUUUGAACCGCUGGAAGCUGGAUCGCCGCCUCGGUCUGGGCCUGUUGUUCCUCUACGCCAUCUUCCUGCUCUGUUCAAUCCUCUUUGGCCACAUGUGAAGGAAGCCAAAUGACAGCGAAGAGCAACCCACUGCCCACUUUUCUAUCUGCCGUGCAUCCUUUUUGCUCGAGCCAAAAGAACCAUUUGCUCUUCUUUUAACAGCAGUGCUUUUCAUUACUUUGAUUUCUUCGUGUUUGGAAACAACACCACUUAAUUGUUUUGGUUUUUUUUCUUGUUCCUCAUCUGUGCUAAAAAAAAAAAAAAAAAAAAAGAUCCAGUAUUUAUUGAGUGUAAUAUAUAAUGUAGCAGCAAUCUGAGGCUCUACAACGGGCGAGCACUGUCAGCCUCUCAACCAGUAUUGGUACAAAUUAACGUACGUCGACAGUGGCCUAGACUAGUGUCUUGAGGUGUUAUAAUGAAAUAUACAACAUCUAUUUAUUGAGUGUCACUCGCAUUGAUGAGUUUUAGGUUAGUUUUGUCACACUGCGGUACAGCAUUUUUCUUUCUUGGAUGAUUCACAGCAGAUGAAUUCACUUUGGUGGAAUAUUUGAAUUAAGCACAAGCCUUCACUGGUACUUAAUGCAUGAAUUAAAUGCUCUAUACUGCUGCUUUUGCUUUUAUGGUAAACUAAAAGCAAUCUAAUAUAUUUUUAUGAGCUAACUCAGUUGGCACAAUUUGGUAGAAAUUGAUUUUAUGAGUCUUAAAUGUUCCACCAAACUGACUUCAUUUCCAAAUGGAUGUAUAAUUAUUACUCUUGACUGCAUUCCAAGAGGUUUUUUUUGCAAAUGCACCAAUGGAAGUCUUGUUAGUUUUGUGGUGUUUUUGAUAUUGAAACUAGAUGAGAAUAAUUAAGGCGUGUUUCGUUGCAUAGAAUAUUUUUGGGCCAUUGACAUGCAAUGUUUUUCCAAAAGGGAGCACACGUUGAGGCAGAAAUCAAACGGAAACCGAAGAUUGAAUGUUUUAGUCUAACAGCUGUUCAAUGGCAAUGUUAAAUUUCUUCAAAUGUGAUGAGGUAGUAUUUUUUAUUUUUUUUUUUUUUAAGUAGGCAUUUGAUGAUAAUAGACUUUAUAUCCUGAGUGCAAUAAAAUAGUGCUACAAUA
Molecule: messenger RNA, 3583 nt
Organism: Syngnathoides biaculeatus (alligator pipefish)
Lineage: Eukaryota; Metazoa; Chordata; Actinopteri; Syngnathiformes; Syngnathidae
Product: sodium/potassium/calcium exchanger 3
Exons: 17
Coding region: 764-2542 (592 amino acids)
Biological process (GO): calcium ion transmembrane transport; intracellular calcium ion homeostasis
Cellular component (GO): membrane
Molecular function (GO): calcium, potassium:sodium antiporter activity; calcium channel activity
Source: RefSeq, a predicted model, not a curated record